AUGUCCUUAUUAAACAAAAAUGUUGUUAAAUUAAUUAAAAAAGUUUGGUCCUUUGAAGAAGCUUUUGAAAUAUUUAAAAUGCCCUUUCCUAAUUUGAUUAAAGAAGCCCAAUUAAUUCAUUCAAAACAUCACAAUCCUUGUAAAAUACAAAUUAGCGCCCUUUUAAGUAUUAAAACUGGUGCUUGUCCAGAGAAUUGUUCUUAUUGUCCACAAUCGAGUUUUUAUAAAACUGACAUUAAGAAGGAGCCUUUAAUGGAUUUGGAAAAAGUAAUUAAAGCAGCUAAAAUAGCAAAAGAAAAUGGUGCUACUAGAUUUUGUAUAGGUGCAGCAUGGCGUGGACCAAACAACAGGGAUUUAGAAAAAGUUUGUGAAAUGAUAGAAAAAGUAAAAGAGUUAGGAUUAGAAACAUGUGCAACACUUGGACUUAUUAGAAAUGAUAAACAAGCAGAAAAACUUAAGCAAGCUGGUAAAUAAUAAAAUAAACUAUUAAAUAUAAAGGGGAUCACCCAGAAUAUCGACGCCCAAAUAUCACCAC
Meloidogyne enterolobii is the source of this 535-nucleotide messenger RNA. Lineage: Eukaryota; Metazoa; Nematoda; Chromadorea; Rhabditida; Meloidogynidae. The record is from the annotation of a GenBank genome assembly.